CCAGAGCGCAAACACAAAUACGCACGGAAGCGUUUCCCAAACCUGUUUCGCCAAUAUAUUAUUACAGUAUCAACUUACUGAGGGUUUGAGUUAUGCUGCUGUGGCAGAACCGGGCCGGACCUGUGUUAACUUGAACUGAGAAGAUGAGAGAGAAAGCGAAAGGAUCGAUCAGAUUAAGGAUGUUGGACUUCGGGUGCCGGCUGUGGCACCUGACGCUGGUGCUGUGUCUCACAGGACUCCUGCAGGGGGAUCUGUGCUACGGUCAGCGUCUGGUCCAGAUCCAGGAAGGUCCUCUGUAUAGAGUGAAAGGAUAUCCCAUCUCCAUAUCCUGUAAUGUUAGUGGGUUUAAAGGCCCAUCUCUGCAGGAUUUUGAAUUUAAGGUCAAGAAAUCAAACAUGGAUAUAAAUAUCAUCAGUACUAAAGAGCAGGACUUUGCCUAUGCAGUAUUCUCCAAUAGAGUAAGUGUAAAAGAUAUUGAGAUUGAGAGGUUGUCAGGAUCUGCAGUUCUCUUGAGGAUCAAAAAUUUGCUUGAAGGGGAUGCGGGUGAUAUCUUCUGUCAAACCCCAACCACUGAUCCCAUAUAUUUUGGAAGUUAUGAAGCGGAAACAAAACUUAAUGUGAUUGAGGACACCCUGAAAGCAUCGUACUCUGGCUCUUACUCUCAGAGCUUGUCUGAAGGUGAUCCUCUUCAGCUUGAGUGCCAGGUCUCCAGCGAGACUUAUCAGCACACCCAUCUGUCGGUCAGCUGGUUUCUCCACAGUGGACCGGAUGAGAACCCCCGACCAAUCAUCACUCUGGACAAAGAUCUGACUGUAAAGCCAGGAGCUGGAUUUGAGGAUCGCUACCACGCAGGUCUUAUCAGCAUGGAUAAGGUGGAGGACACAACCUACAGACUGAAGAUGUCGCAAGUUCAGCAGUCUGACCAGGGGAACAUCUACUGCAAAGCCAGUGAGUGGAUCCAAGACCCAGACCGUUCCUGGACACAGAUUGCCCAAAAAAACAGCACAGCAUGUAACGUGGAGGUCAAACAAAUUGUGGCCCCUGAUGAAGGUUCGUUCAGUGUCUACAUGAAGGCCUCAUUGGGGCCCCUACAGGUGGGAGAUGCACUGGACAUCCACUGCAGUGUGAAGGCACAGAGUCUUCCUGGUCAUUUAUUUUCUGUGACCUGGCUGAAGAACCAGAAGAGCGUGGCUCAGAUUGGAUCUUCUGGGAUGCUCACCGUGUUUGACAGUUAUAAAGAGAGAGAGAAUGCAGCGGAGAUGAGAGCAGUGAAAACCAGUCGCACUGACUACUUGCUGACCAUCCGUUCGGCUAGGGCUGAAGACCAGGGCGAAUACCAGUGUGAAGUCUGGCAGGAAGACAUUAAUGAUGAUGGCACCUUCAGAAAAAUACAAAAACAACUGUCCAGUCCAGAGACUGUAAACAUCAUGGCCAAAGAGAGUGAUCUGACGCUGGUCAUGGUGAUGGAGGAUGCUGUGACUGAGGGAGAUACACUACAGGUCUCCUGCUUGGUGUCGGGAUCCAAAGGUCCUUUAUCAGUGUCAUGGCAACACAAGAAAGACUCUGGGGAUUCCUUCAGUGAUGUCAUUAGUCUGACGCAUGAGGGAGUGAUGAAAGAUAUUGGGACAAAGUAUAAGAGCAGAAAUGUUCAAACACUCCAAUCUCCAGCUGGAAACUUUACCCUGGAGAUCGUUGCAUCUGCAACAUCUGACAGAGGCGAAUACAAGUGCAUUGUGUCUGAAUGGACCGCACAGAGCAAUGGAGAGAUGACGAAAGCCAACACCCAGUCUCAGCAAAGAGCCAUUUUAGUUAAUUCUGUUGAAUCUCUAAUGAAGGUGACCUUGAAAAGUCGUACAACAAAUGUGCCUAUAAAUUCUUCAGUGGAAUUACUAUGUAUAGUCAAAGGGCCUAAAGUGUCUCUGGCUGUACGCUGGAUGUUUCAGCCGCCCAAUUCAACUGUACAGAGGAAUAUUUUAUCCAUACUCCACACUGGAGAAAUCGCCUGGGGAGCAGAUCGGAGAAACUAUCAGCUGUCCAUUCAGACACAGCCGUCAGCCACACAUUUUUUGCUCAUAGUCCCACAAGCCAGCAAGCAACAAGAAGGACAAUACCAGUGCCAAGCUGAUGCCUAUCAAAAGAAUGUACAGAAAGCCAUGAAGAACUCCAAUCCAUUGGCGGUGACUGUACAAAAACCUGUCAGCCGGAUGAGCCUGACCAAACUCAAGUCUCGCCUGGAAACCACUGUCAACACUGAUGCUAAGAUUGAAUGCUCAGUCUUGAAGACAACCACAAAUACUUCUCGUUUCACGAUAACAUGGAUGAUUGGGUCCCAGAUGCUCUUAACUAUGGACCUAGAUGCUGUUAUCAAGUUUGGCCCCGCAGCUGGCCUAGAGAUGGACCAGAGAAUCCGCAUGGAAGUAAGACAGAAACAGACCUUCCAGCUGACAGUCCAUCAGGUCAGAACAUCUGACAGUGGACAGUAUCGCUGUGAGGUGGAAGAGUGGCUCCAGGAUCCUCUUGGUGACUGGUAUUCCCUAAAGAAAAUGUCUGGUUCCACAGAGCUUGUUGUCAAAGAGAAAGAAAGUAAACUGCAUGUUAAGAAGGAGGACCGAAUGCUCAACAUCACCAAUCAUCAGGCUGAGUUCACCGUUGACUGUGACAUUGACUCUCAGUCCAGUGAUAAGUCUACCUUUGAGGUCACCUGGUUCAAGGUUCAGGAGGAAGGACCAAUCGCUAUAUUCACUGCCAGGCGUGACGGUACUUUACACAGUGCAAUUGGUGAUAAACAACUGGUGUUUGGACGACCACAUGCCACACACUACAAACUGACUGUGCUGCAGAUCCAGCCCACUGAUGUGGGGCAAUACUACUGUCAGGUAGAGGAGUGGCUUCCCACCGCUGACAACUGGAGGAAAUUGGUUUCAGAUACAUCUGGAGAGCUCUCUGUCCAUGUCCACACUGAAGGUGUUCCUGAAAAAUCGAUAGACUGGUUGGUAACAACACUGGGAAUCACUAUUCCUCUGAUUUGUUUUCUUGUGUUGGUUAUAAUAUUGUUGUUGAGAAGGAAGCACAAGAGGAGUUUUGAUCAGAAGAAAAAGAAAGCCGAUCUGUGGGCUGAAAACCACCCCCUUAACACUGUGUCAAAGGUGACUUCAGCCAGGUGACCUUUCUACCACAAUUACAGUAUUAAUCAUACAGCCAUGACACACACAAAGUACUGUUACUGUUUCCUGUUUCUUUUUCCUUGACUUUUAAUUUGUAGAUCAUUUUUUCCUGUUUCU
Molecule: messenger RNA, 3281 nt
Organism: Rhinichthys klamathensis goyatoka
Lineage: Eukaryota; Metazoa; Chordata; Actinopteri; Cypriniformes; Leuciscidae
Gene: igsf3l
Product: immunoglobulin superfamily, member 3-like
Exons: 9
Coding region: 144-3164 (1006 amino acids)
Source: RefSeq, a predicted model, not a curated record